UUUCUCGUGACAUCCUUAGUAUCAUUAUGACUAGAAAAAUUAUGACGUUUAUGGCUCUUGGAAUUUCGUCUAUCUUACUCGUCAGCAUUGGUUAUAUUAGUAAUGACGUAACGCUCUCUGUCAUUGUAAUGACCAUCGCAUUUGGGGUGUAUGGAUUCAUCGAUUCUGGAGCUUCAGCAAAUCCGAUGGACAUUGCACCGAUUCAUUCCGGAUUAAUAAUCGGACUUAUGUUUUCAAUUUCAAGUGUUUCUGGUUUUAUCAGUCCAACUGUGUUGGGAGCCUUGACCAACAAGAAUGAAACAAUAUACCAAUGGAGAAAUGCAUUUUGGAUUGUAUCGGGAGUGCAAACAAUUGGACUGUUAGCGUUUUUGAUUUUUGGAAGUGGCGAAAUACAAGAUUGGUCCAAAGCCGACGGUAAACCGGACAAAGAUUUGCCCCUUUUGCUGAGGAAGCAAGAAUCGCAAGAAAGGAAUGAUGGCUCAAUACACUAAAUAUACAGUAAUUGCCUAUCUAUAUGUCAACAUUUUACGGAUUUUUACCAAUGCAGAAAGUCUAACUGUUAAUUUGGAAUUAGGCCUACCAAAACACAAUAGCUACCAUAUAUAAGACAACUAUAUCUUAACAAAUUGACUGUUUAAUGAGAGAUAUCUUAAUACAUCCCUUGGCCUAAUCCAUUUUUUACAAGAGCGUUCAGUGGUUGCAAUCCUAUAGUAGGCCAACAUUAUCCCUUUGUAAAGGCUCAGUCAAACUUGGCCUGCGACUAUUACGACCCAACCGAAAAAUAUUGAAAUCGAGGGAAAAUCAUCAAAAGAACAUGCAACAAGUCAUAGACGUCGUGGGCCAUUGCCAGAGCAAAUUCAGUAGUUGCAGCAAAUGGAUGGUCAUACUUACAGCUCUGCCCUCAAAUUCCAAAUUUUAAGCGAUCGCGGGUAGGCCUACGUUUUUGCAUGGUCGCACGUCGCGGGUCAUGCGGUCGCACGAUUGGUCAAGCAAAUGUUGUACCACCUCACGAUUGGUAGAGACACCAGUUGCACGACCGACUGGUUGCACGACCAGUAGUCCUACACUUUCUGUUUUUUUUAUAACAGCCAGUAAAAUUUUGCCCAAUUUUUUUUGCCGAUUUUACGCUCAAAAUGUUCUUAUUUUGUUCUUAUUUUUAUACACUUUUCAAACAUACACAAAUAUUAUUUUACAGCAGUAUAUUGUUAUACUAUAUUAUAGAGGGUAUUACAUAGUCACAGCUACUGUAAAUAAGGUACCAAAGAUUUGUUGGUUUCUUCUAUUUAAAAUAAAAAUGUCACUUGACAAUUUA
Molecule: messenger RNA, 1312 nt
Organism: Anneissia japonica
Lineage: Eukaryota; Metazoa; Echinodermata; Crinoidea; Comatulida; Comatulidae
Product: sialin-like
Exons: 3
Coding region: 27-491 (154 amino acids)
Biological process (GO): monoatomic anion transport; transmembrane transport
Molecular function (GO): transmembrane transporter activity
Source: RefSeq, a predicted model, not a curated record